This is a messenger RNA of Ostreobium quekettii, 1692 nucleotides long. NCBI's taxonomy places the organism in Eukaryota, Viridiplantae, Chlorophyta, Ulvophyceae, Bryopsidales, Ostreobiaceae. The record is from the annotation of a GenBank genome assembly.
AUGGUCACCGUCAGCGGCAAGGACAAGGGCCGCCUGGGCCGGGCGGACUACGUCCGCGUUGGCGCCGACGGCCGGCCGGUCGAAGCCGACGCGCCGCCUUCGUCCGCCGAGACCAUGCUGCACGUGGUGCUGGCGCAGCAGCCGGGCGUCGGGGCGGUGCUGCACACCCACUCGCCCGCCGCGACGCUGCUGUCGGACCGCUUCGCGCGUGACGGCGCGCUGCGGCUCUCGGGCUACGAGAUGCUCAAGGGCCUCGCCGCGCACGGCACCCACGAGGCGACCGAGCUCUGCCCGAUCUUCGAGAACACCCAGGACAUCCCCGCCAUGGCCGAGCAGGUCCGCGAGCGGCUCAACGACCCCGACCAGCCGCUGCGGCACGGGUUCCUGAUCCGCAAGCACGGCCUGUACGCCUGGGGCGCCGACAUCGCCGAGGCCCGCCGCCACAUCGAGGUAUUCGAGUUCUUGAUGGACUCCGACGACAACCGCCGCAUCGAAGACCCCGACGCCAUCCGCGAGUUCCUCGCCCCGUUUGGCAUCUGGUACGAGAAAUGGGACGUCGAGGGCCGCCUGGGCGACUCCCCGACCGAUGAGGAGAUCCUGGCCGAGUACCAGCCGGAGAUCGAUCGCCUGAGCGAGCGGGGCGGAUUCGUCACGGCCGACGUCAUCAACGUCAAGCCCGACACGCCGAACCUGGACGCCAUGCUUGCCAAGUUCGACAAGGAGCACACCCACAGCGAGGACGAGGUGCGCUUCACGGUCGCCGGCCGCGGCGUGUUCUGGAUCAGCCCCGACGCGUCCAUCAACAACGUCGACGGGCCGGUGUUCUCGGUCGAGGUCACCACGGGCGACCUGAUCAACGUGCCCGCCGGCACCAAGCACUGGUUCCACCUGUGCGACAACCGGCAGAUCCGCUGCAUCCGGCUGUUCCAGGACCCCAGCGGCUGGACGCCCGACUACAUCGAGAACGUUCAUGCCGAGGGCGUGCUGCUGGACGUCGAGGGCACCACGUCGUCCGUCAAGUUCGUGUACGACGUGAUGUUCCCGUUCGCCCGUCGCGAGCUGGCCGCCUACCUCCAGCAUGCCUGGGAAACCGACGCAUGCCAAGCAGCGUGCGAGCAGGUCGCCGCCGACGCGGGCCGGGCCUCGCUCGCCGCGUGGGCCGCCGGCGAGGACCGCGACCCCCGCGCGCUAGUCGAAGCCGAAGCCACCCGCCUGAUGGACGCCGACCAGAAGGCGACCGGCCUCAAGCAGUUGCAGGGCCUGAUCUGGAAGAGCGGCUUCGAGUCCGGCGAGAUGGUCGCGCACGUCUACCCCGACGUGCCGCCCGCCCUGGAGCGGUGGCGGGCCGCCGGCGCCGACCUGCGGAUCUACUCCUCCGGCAGCAUCCAGGCGCAGAAACUGUUCUUCGGCCACACCGAGCAGUGCGACCUGCUGCCGCAUUUUUCCGGCCACUACGACACCACCACCGGCCCCAAACGCGAGGCCGCCAGCUACACGGCCAUCGCCCAAGACUGGGUCCUGCCGCCCGCCUCGAUCCUGUUCCUCAGCGACAUCACCGCCGAACUUGACGCCGCCCGCGAGGCAGGCCUGCAGACGGGCCUAUUGGUCCGCCCCGACAACGCGCCGGUCGAGCCGAGCCACGGGCAUGCGGUAGUGGCUAGCUUCGCUGAGAUUGAAGUCACCGCCGCCUAG